CUCUUAGGUUGUUACAUGCUAAACCGUCCGGCCACAGUUGGAAGCAAUGGAAGGUAGACCGAGCAGAGGCAGAGGCGGCAGUUGGAAAAGAGGCGGCCGGGGUGGAAACGACGGCGACAGCGGUGGCGGUGAACAUCGGGGCAGAGGCCGAGGAGGCCACUACCGAGGCCGGGGGAAAAGAGACCACUACCGCGGUCGUGGACGCGGGGGAGGCGGCCAUGCAGCAGAGUUCCAUCACCGGAAUCGAGAUGAAGAGGACAACGUUCAGGAGGAAGACGACAGGAGGGAGGUGUUCUCCAGGAGGAAACUGGAGUCAAACUGGGAUCGAUAUGAGGCGUCAGAGAGGCAGGAGCCUGACGAUGACACACCCACUCAGAGAGGAACGGACUACCACGUCCUGCUGGAGUCAGCAGGGGAUUCCUUCACUCAAUUCCGGUUUUCAGAAGAAAAGGACUGGGAGAUGGACUCAUUUGCAGCCAGUCAGAUGUCUGCAGUGUUUGUGGACCUCCCAGCGCUCGCCCAGAGCCUUCAACAAGUGCCUCUCCAUCAGAGACUCAACCUGGAUGCUGAGCUGCUUCAGGUCACAACACCAAUAGAGCUGCCCACUAUGACCCUCGCACCUAAACAGGAGGUGCCCAAAAUGGCAACCUUCACUCCUCCGUCUGCACCUUUAAAAGUCCCCAGCACUGACCAGAAAUUUCCUGUGGCUGCAAACCCAGCAUCGGGCUCAGACUCCCAGGUUUCCUUGAGCGCUGCAGAGCCGCCGGUGGAAGAUGAUGGUGAUGAAGAGCUGGACCAGCUGCUAAGUUUACAGAAACCAGUCUCGGGUGUUAGUGGAAACCAGUCUGUCAGUGUCACAGACGAGGAGAGUGUGCUCACAAAGAAAGCAUGUGAGGAAGUGAAGGAGGUGGUAACAGAAGUCAUAGAAGAGAAGAUGGAGGAGGUGAAAGACAAAGAUGUCACACCUCCCAAAUCUGCUUCCGUCAAGCAGGAAAUGACAGAAGAAGACCUGGAGGACUGGCUUGACAGCAUGAUCUCCUGACCAUCAACUCAACAAAGGACUUGAUUAAAGACCGAAGAGUUGUUGGACUUUGGUCUUGAUUUCAAACUUAAAAUUUGCCUAAAAAUCAGCCUGAAAGCUGAUUCUAAAGUUUACAUGUUGGACACAUGUUUGUGAAGGACUGAAGUUGGAUAUUGGUGUCUGCUUUUUUUGCUUAACAAAAAUGGGUGGUUAUGUGUUUGUUUCCUGGGUUGAAUGAGAGACAGUAUGUUCAGAGGUGAGACAGGACAGUAUGUGUGUGAUAAUGUGUCAGAAUAUUGCUGCUUCACUUCAUGUUUUGGAGAAAGAAUUCUCUGUUUUGUGAUACUGUGUCAAAGUGUUCCUGUUGCACACUUCAUGUUUCAGAGAAAGAAUUCUCUGUUCCUUGUGAAAGUUACACAUCACGGGAGUGUCGCCGUCAGAGGGAUCUCAGCUGCAAAAGGGACAGACACAAUAGUGAAACU
Molecule: messenger RNA, 1503 nt
Organism: Epinephelus fuscoguttatus (brown-marbled grouper)
Lineage: Eukaryota; Metazoa; Chordata; Actinopteri; Perciformes; Serranidae
Gene: aven
Product: apoptosis, caspase activation inhibitor
Exons: 6
Coding region: 47-1042 (331 amino acids)
Biological process (GO): negative regulation of G2/M transition of mitotic cell cycle
Source: RefSeq, a predicted model, not a curated record